Pygocentrus nattereri (red-bellied piranha) is the source of this 976-nucleotide messenger RNA. It is a transcript of the gene nrn1la, whose product is annotated as neuritin 1-like a. The record is from RefSeq and is a predicted model, not a curated record. Gene Ontology annotation, biological process: nervous system development; neuron projection extension. Gene Ontology annotation, cellular component: plasma membrane. Lineage: Eukaryota; Metazoa; Chordata; Actinopteri; Characiformes; Serrasalmidae. The coding region runs from base 374 to 865 and encodes 163 amino acids. The transcript is spliced from 3 exons.
AGGGAGGUUAAGAGAGCGGUGUAAACCCACAAGCCGCGAAUCCUGUUUUAACACAGAUAAAGUAACCGAACCGCCGGGUCCACUGAAACGUCCUGGCGCUGUUCUGACGAGGGAGGGGCGGAGGAGGAGAGGAGAGGAGAGAUGAGGGACCGGGCGCGUGACGACGCGUCGGUGACGCGCUCGAGCGACAGGCUCCGCCCCGUUACUACGGACUCACGCGCGGAUUCGAAUCUGGGUCCCGGGCGCCGCGCGCUCAGUCUCCGCUCCACCCGAGGCAGAGCUGCCCGCGCUCACCGAGCAGACACGCGCAGCCCGGCGCUCCGUGGACCCGUAGCCGCUCUGUCCGCCCCUUCUCCUCCAGGAGCUGUUCACCAUGACGCCCCUCAGCAGCGCCUGCGUCCUCCUGCCUGUUGCUCUCCACCUCCUGCUGGUGCCCGGCCCCGGAUCUGCCGCUGCUGCUCAGAGAUGUGGCUCCAUCUACAAGGGCUUUGCUCAGUGUCUGCUGGCCCUGGGAGACAGCCUGUCUGUCAGCAGCCAAAAAGACGACGACACGCAAGAAAUCGACUCCAUCUGCAGGUCUUGGGACGAUUUCCACGACUGCGCAAACUUGGCCAUGGCUGGCUGUCCUGAAGAAGCGGCAGCCGUGUGGGAGUCGCUCAGACAGGAGUCCAAAAAGAUGCAGUUUUCGGGUAACUUGUACGACAUGUGCUCUAGCCGCAGCCAAUCAGCAACCACCACCAGGGCCCAGAACGCGGACAAGACCAAUCAGGAAUCGCUGAAAGGACAUGCCAAUCAUAUAAGCCCAACUCGCAGCGUCUUUCUUCUCACUUGCUUGUGUUUACUGCUCCUCUGUCCAUGGAUAUAAGCCACGUCUUUCUCCCUGUAGAGACUUACAGAGUAGAGCGAACAUCAAAGAAGCACUGAUGGACUGACGUUUGACGCUGACACUUCUGUAAAGAUCACAAGCUGUAAAUAA